UUUGAUUUCUGAACAGCCAUAUUUACAUUGGCUGUGUUUUUAUAGUAAGUAUUUCUGUGCCAUACAACCCUCUGAGCUAUCGGAUUUUCGUACUGACCCGGGAAUCGCUCAAGGUGGACCUUGGGCCGCGGGCGACCGUUUAUCGACGCAGAUAUCUCGCUAUCUGAGCCGCCGCCGUCGCUGCGUCGAGCGGCACAAGAAAGAGCCGCAAGUCCACCUUUUCUCACGGUUUCUGUGGCACCCUGAGAGGAUGGAGUUCGGCUAGGGGGGUUGGGGGGCACCGCGGGAUAGAGGAGCGCAUCGUCUGAAUUGGGACGCCAUGUUGUCCCCCCGAGCGGGGCGGAGGGGGUCCCGUGCACUCCAGCAACCAUGAGGGAGCAGCACCACCACCAUGGCGAAGGGGGGGGCCAUCCGGCAUGGUCCCCCCAGGGUAGCCUGUCGAUGACGCACGCCAAGUGGGUGCUGGAGGCCAUCCGCAAGAUCAAGGCGCAGAAGCAGCGACCCUCCCUGGACCGCAUCUGUCACGUCGUGGCGCUGGCGCACCGCCUCGGGCGCGACCCCGUGGAGCGCGCCCUCGACCAGGCCGUGGCACGGGGCUUUGUGCUCAAGCUGAUGAGCAAGGGCCAGUGCUCCUACAAGGACGCAGAGACCCUGAAGCAGGCACUGAAGAAGAAGGUGGUUGCGGGGCACCACCAGCACCACCACCACCAGCACAGCGCACCGUCGGCAACCACCAACCACAAGACGCGGGCGGCGGCUGUGGCGGCAGCGGCGGCCAUCGGUGCCUCGGGCAGCCACCACCGGCGGCAGGACCUUACUCUGUACGUGAUCGAGGCCGUGCGCAGGCUCGGGGAACGGGAGGGCUCGACCCUGCGCGCCAUCCACAAGUUUGUGCGCCAGACUCUGGGCCUGGAGCCCCCCGGCGUGCGGCUGGCGGUGAAGCGCGCGGUGUCGGCGGGGCGGCUGGUGCGCGUGGGACGCUUGUACCGCCUGCCGGGAGACGACGACGAGAGCGACGAGUCUGACAGCGACUCGGACGAGGACUGCGGGGGACGCCUGGCGACCACCCAGAACGGGGAGGUGGGCGGCAGGGGCAGUCCGAACAAGCGGAGAUCCGUGUUGCACGGGCGAUGUAGCCUGUGCCACGGUACGCCAAGGAACAACAAGAACGGCGUGGCCGAGGAAAUCCUCUGCUGCUACUCCUGCAACUACCUGGGUGAGUUUCCUUCGUAUCGAUGA
Molecule: messenger RNA, 1239 nt
Organism: Ixodes scapularis (black-legged tick)
Lineage: Eukaryota; Metazoa; Arthropoda; Arachnida; Ixodida; Ixodidae
Product: histone acetyltransferase KAT6B
Exons: 5
Coding region: 370-1239 (289 amino acids)
Biological process (GO): nucleosome assembly
Cellular component (GO): nucleosome
Molecular function (GO): DNA binding
Source: RefSeq, a predicted model, not a curated record